Fulvia fulva is the source of this 1407-nucleotide messenger RNA. RefSeq lists its product as uncharacterized. NCBI's taxonomy places the organism in Eukaryota, Fungi, Ascomycota, Dothideomycetes, Mycosphaerellales, Mycosphaerellaceae. The record is from RefSeq and is a predicted model, not a curated record. The transcript has a single exon. The coding region runs from base 1 to 1407 and encodes 468 amino acids.
AUGGCGACCCAAGCUGCGUCUGAGGUGGAUGGUGGUCCACAAGUAUUUCGGCACACUCCCUUCGAUGAUGCGCAGACACAUGUUCGACUGCUUCGAUUUGUAUCCAAACACGAAGAUGAUGUGAGGCUGGAGAUCAGUACCUGGACUCGACCGGAGCUGCCAAAGGACGAAGGCGAAGACGAACACGAGUGGAGGCUUUGGCAUGACAGGAGGCGCCCAUAUGAAACGCUCACAUUUCAUGCCAUUUCCUAUACAUGGGGUGAUGAGAAGGACCAACGACAGAUCAAGAUCAAUGGCCUUGCCUUCACGGUAAGGCGCAAUUGUUUCGAGGCGAUGGCCAAAGUUCGAUUGCACUAUCCUGAUGAGUACUUCUGGAUCGACUCCAUCUGUAUCAACCAGGGCGAUGACGUGGAAAAGAGUGCCCAGGUGGCGAUGAUCUAUGAGACCUUCUGCGGCGCCGAACGUGUUCUCGCAUGUCUAGGCGACCUGUGUAUGGUUCGGGACACGACGGGUAUGAAGAAUCACUACAAGUCAUCCGACCCGGAAGGUCCAGCCAUCUUCGCGCAUGACAGAGAUGGGCCCACUCUUGACAGCAAUACUCUGGCUGAUACCCCGUCACACGCCGCGCAUACUCUGGAGUCUCGAAUUAGAGAGGCGUUACCACAUGGUGAUAUAUCGUUGUCUCACCUAUCCCGGAACGAGAAGCUUCACCCAAUCUGCCAGCCGUGGGUUGACUCUUUGACCUUUUCCACCGCACAAUCCCUUCGACAUGGUCUUUGGAGCUUCUUGGUACAGGAGUACUGGUCACGAGUAUGGAUCAUGCCCGAGAUUGCAGCAGCUGGAGAUGAUCUGCAGCUGCUUGUUGGCACUGCGAAGGUGAAUUCACUACAUAUACAUCUUUUGAUGAUGCUUGCAGGGGGACGCGGAGGUUCUGAUAAGCAUCAUAUUAACUUUAAUAAGCUCGACGUUUCUCGAAUCUGGGGCGAACACAAGCCGCCUAGGCUACAUGACGAAUAUAUAUCAGACGGCUGCAGGGUCGCGAUGGGUACGAUUGCUCGCAAACAAACAGAGUCAUUGUCAGAUUCCUUGCUCGGGUCUCGAGGGAAGCGCUGUAGUGAUCCGCGUGAUCGAAUCUAUGCGCUUCUACCUAUCAUGCACUCACAUGUGCCAUUCCGACCAGACUACAGCAAGUCCUGCUUUAAACUUGCCGUCGAGGCGUUUGGAUAUGUUCGAGUCCACGAAGCACACGAAGGCGAAUUCUUUACUAUUAUCGCGCUUGCUCUGGAAGUUGACGAAGAUGACCUGGCACGAGCUCUUGGUCUGGAUGGGACGCUGAAUGACGAGAUCGAGAGGUUCAGGAAGGAAUCCAGAGAACGUCGUGUUAAGGAGAGGCGGGAGAAAGAGUAA